Molecule: messenger RNA, 1372 nt
Organism: Brassica napus (rape)
Lineage: Eukaryota; Viridiplantae; Streptophyta; Magnoliopsida; Brassicales; Brassicaceae
Product: truncated transcription factor CAULIFLOWER A-like
Exons: 8
Coding region: 389-1138 (249 amino acids)
Biological process (GO): positive regulation of transcription by RNA polymerase II
Cellular component (GO): nucleus
Molecular function (GO): DNA-binding transcription factor activity, RNA polymerase II-specific; RNA polymerase II cis-regulatory region sequence-specific DNA binding; protein dimerization activity
Source: RefSeq, a predicted model, not a curated record
AAAACCGAACCAAUAUCUAGAUUAAACAGAUUUAAUGUCUUUUUAUUAAAAAUAACAAAACUAAUAAUCACAUCCCGCGCAAGGCGCGGGUUAUUACCUAGUUGAAGACUAUUUCCGUCACAUUGACAUAAAUACUAGUUUUCUUCUUUCACUUUCCCUAAUUGUAUCAUUUGAUACUUUCUCUUUUUUUCCUCCAUAUGCCAUUGUGUGUCUAACAUAUUUAUAUAAACCAAGUUCACACAUUAAAAUCUUGCAUAGUUUCUCAUCUUACUCUACUUUUUUUUCUUUUUAGAGAGAGAAUCUAGGGUUCUUCUUCGUUUUCUCCUAGUGAAGGUUCUAAGGUCUUCUUGUAGCUUUCUUCUUUGGUUCUUGAGGAAAUUUUGACGAAAUGGGAAGGGGAAGGGUUCAGCUACGGCGGAUCGAGAAUAAGAUACGGAGACAAGUGACGUUUUCAAAGCGAAGAACAGGUUUGGUGAAGAAAGCUCAAGAGAUCUCAGUGUUAUGUGAUGCUGAUGUUGCUUUGAUUGUCUUUUCUCCAAAAGGCAAGCUCUUUGAGUACUCUGCUGGCUCCAGCAUGGAGAGAAUUCUGGAUCGAUAUGAGAGGUGUUCAUACGCCGGUCAAGACAUUCCUACACCCAGUUUGGAUUCGCAGGGUGAGUGUUCAACCGAAUGUUCGAAGCUCUUGAGGAUGAUUGAUGCUAUGCAAAUAAGCUUAAGGCACUUAAAAGGAGAAGAGGUAGAUGCUCUAAGUAUCAGAGAGCUUCAGAGUCUGGAGAUGCAACUUGAUACUUCCCUCAGGAGAACUCGCUCUAGAAAGAACCAGCUCAUGGUAGAGUCCUUAGCACAGCUCCAGAAAAAGGAGAAGGAACUCAAAGAACUGAAGAAACAGCUAACAAAGAAGGUUGAUCAAGGUGAAGACAUUGAGCCGCAAAACAUCAGCCAAGGGUUAGACUCAACACCACCAUGUGAGACACCGCACCUGUUGCCAGGACCUAUUUCUCCCCACCCUCCCUUGUCUAUCGGUACUUAUAGGGACACAUCGCAAAUGAAUGAAAUUGGAGAAAAAGAUACCGGAAUCCUAGUUCGCUCGGGGAAUACAACGUUGCCGCACUGGAUGCCUCGGCUCACUGGAGAGUAGAGGUUCAAGGUCAUCUUGGUUUGUUAUUUUCAGUACUUAAAUUUAUAGAAACUAAAUAACUUCUCGGUUUAAGUAGAGAACCAAACCGAAUAUCAUGAAAUAUAUUCGGUUUUGGUAUUCUUAGAACCGGUGUAAGAUGUUCCAAGUUUCAAACUUCGAACUAAUUUCAGAAAAUUGUAUCCCGAAUGUGAUUUUGUAUAUUUUAUUAAUGACUGUACUUUGCAUUUUGUGUUC